Messenger RNA from Lynx canadensis (Canada lynx), 2353 nucleotides. RefSeq names its product vesicle associated membrane protein 2 (gene VAMP2). Gene Ontology annotation, biological process: SNARE complex assembly; vesicle-mediated transport; vesicle fusion. The transcript is spliced from 4 exons. Bases 92 to 667 code for a protein of 191 amino acids. Gene Ontology annotation, molecular function: syntaxin-1 binding; SNAP receptor activity. The record is from RefSeq and is a predicted model, not a curated record. NCBI's taxonomy places the organism in Eukaryota, Metazoa, Chordata, Mammalia, Carnivora, Felidae. Gene Ontology annotation, cellular component: plasma membrane; SNARE complex.
AAGGUCACGCGGCUUGGCGGCGGCGGAGCCGGACGAAAUCCAGGGUUCCCAUCGGCGGCCUUCCUCCCGGGAAGGAGAAAGGGAGGGACGGAUGGAUGGACAGGAGGAUGGGCGGAGCCCUGGCCGCGGGGCUUGUGGCUGGAGGCCCUGGGUCGUAAUCCGCCCCUGCCCCUCAGGUCGGCUACCGCUGCCACCGCCCCCCCCGCCGCCCCAGCUGGGGAGGGAGGCCCCCCUGCGCCUCCUCCAAACCUCACCAGUAACAGGAGACUGCAGCAGACCCAGGCCCAGGUGGAUGAGGUUGCUAGGCAUGUUCUCUGUGUGUCCUUGGCAUGUUAGCCUGGCACCAUCGGGGUGCAUGUUCUCUGUGGGUGCACGGUUGAGGAGUGCCCUCAUUGAGGCGGCCUUGGCACACCCCCUGCCUCGCGGGCCCCUCCCCCAGGUGGUGGACAUCAUGAGGGUGAACGUGGACAAGGUCCUGGAGCGGGACCAGAAGCUGUCAGAACUGGACGACCGUGCAGAUGCCCUCCAGGCAGGGGCCUCCCAGUUUGAAACAAGUGCAGCCAAGCUCAAGCGCAAAUACUGGUGGAAAAACCUCAAGAUGAUGAUCAUCUUGGGAGUGAUUUGCGCCAUCAUCCUCAUCAUCAUCAUCGUUUACUUCAGCUCUUAAACCCCCGAGGAGCCCGCCCUGCCCAGAGAAGGGCCUCUCCCCACCCCCCCCCCCAUCCCCAGCCGCUCCUCCACCUCUCAGCCAUAUCUUCCAGCCCCCCCUCCCCUGGAUCCGCGUGUGUGUGUCCCUGUGUGUGUGCCCCCCCUGUAAAUAGCCAGCUGUUAUUUAUACAUAUAUAAUAUUAUAUAUAUUUGGUCUGUUUGUAGUUUUAUUACUAGAAGAUUUUUCCGGUUGUCCUUAACACCCCUUCCUGAAGUUCCCAUCUCUUUUCUCUUUUCCUCCCGCCCCUUCCCUCUCUUCCUGACCAGCCCCUAGUCCUUUCAUUUGCAUCUGCUAUGCAAUAGUCCCUCUUCCUCUCCUCUUUCCCUUGGAUUUAGCUGAUCCUUCCUCCCACCCUGGCCUUCCCUGCACCCCCACCCCCAACAAAAAACAAAAAACAAAAAGCAACUGUCCAGGCCUCCCUAGGUGCAUCUUUGCAUUGUCGGGAGGCCCUGAGACUGGCCCCACUUGGUCCUAAGAAUCCCAAGGUCUUCUGGGAGCUUCCAGCAUGUUAAUUAGCCUCAUUUACAUACUGACAUCCCUUUUGGUUUCCUUCUCUUUUGUUCCAUCAUCCUUCAUUCUUUCAACCCGUGUUGCUUUUUUACUGAGGCGCUAGUCCCCAUGGUCCUUGUAUCACUUUCAUUUGCAUGACGUUACUUGCAGGUGGUGGGAGCCUGGGCUUUUGGGGAGCCAGAACCUUCUGGCCCCCAGAAUCACCCCCUCCUAGCCCCCUCUAGUCCAGUUUGCCUCCCCUACCCCCAUUUUCCAAACCUCUUGUCCCCUCCCCUCCCUCCCCCCUCCCCCCAGCUGGUGUGGAAGUGUCUCGGAGUUCAGUGUGUCAUGAAGGACCAAUAGUUUUGCCACUUGGAGUCUCUCCCCACAUUCGUGCUCCCCAGUUUUCAUGUGGGGCACUCAACCGACAUUCCCAUGGGGUCUCCCUCCCUCCCAUCCGCCUGAUCUGCCUCCUCCUCCUCCUCCUGCCGGGAGAGUUUGGGGGUUGGCCGCAAUCUGACUCUUUUGGGAGAGAUGGCUGCCAGUGUGUGGGGGGUCAUCACUGCCUUGGGGAGGAGUGGGGCAGGGCAGAGAAUCCCCCCAAUUCCUGCCUGAGAUCUGGCCCCACCCUUGCUGGGGGUUGGACUGAAAACUCCCCUCCCUAAUUUGGGGGGGUUGUGGCUCCCAUCACUGCCCAGCUCCUCUGACUGCCCCCCUGAAGUCAGGGCGGGGGUACUAGUCACUGCCAAUGAGUGUAUGGGACUUGCUGGAAGAUGGGGAUUCUCGCCCCUUUCCAGGGCAGUCGAGCCCAGAGCGUUGUCUCCUCCUUAGGUGAAGUGAUAGAGGAAGGGUCUAAUGUCUUUUUAAAUGGCACAAUUUUAGGGGUCUGAGGGUACAGUCCCUUAAUCUGCUGGAGGGGACCCCCCCCAAACUCUUUCUUCCCCCCACACUCAAGGUUUCUGUGUGGACGGGGGAGCAGGGAGAUCUGAGCUGUGGUGUGAAAGGGUAGGGAGAGAUGCUGGGGUGGGGGUGUUGUGUUCUAGACCCCCCCAUGUUAUCCCAGUGUCCCCUGCCCCCCUUCCCUCCCCCAUGCCCCCAAUUCUGUGACGCAUCCAGAUUGUGAAAAUGUACAAUAAAUGUGUAAUGAGUACAGCU